CUCUUCUUGGUACUUCUGGCAAUGACGGACCUUCAGGACAGAUUUAUCUGCUAAAUGCUCUUGGGCAGGAGAUACAGGGAAACUUCUGGAAGCAGUGCCAGCAGAGCAGAGCCCAGAGCGCGCCCAGGGUGCUCACUGGCCGGGCUGCCCCGCCUGGCCUGAAGACUGAGCCCGCCCCGUCCGCUUGCAGCUUGUCUGCAGGGAGGCCCUCGGGGCCCCCUUCUGCUCUCAUCCUCUGCCCAGUCUCCGUUCCGGCCGUCGAGGGAUGCGAACUUGGGAAUGGAGUUGGCCCUCCCCAGGCCGGUGCUGACGGAGAGGACCAUCUGAGGCCAGCUUUGUUCACGGGGAGGAGGGCGCUGGCCUGGCCUGCAUCCCCCACCAUGUUCCUGCUGCUGCCUUUCGACAACCUGAUUGUCAGCCUCCUGGGCAUCUCCCUGACUGUCCUCUUCACCCUCCUCCUGGUUUUCAUCAUCGUCCCCGCCGUUUUCGGAGUCUCCUUUGGUAUCCGAAAGCUCUACAUGAAAACUCUGUUAAAGAUCUUUGCGUGGGCUACCUUGAGGAUGGAGAGAGGAGCCAAGGAGAACCACCACCAGCUUUACAAGCCCUACACCAAUGGAAUCAUUGCAAAAGACCCCACGUCACUAGAGGAAGAGAUCAAAGAAAUCCGCCGGAGCGGGAGCAGUAAGGCGCUGGACAACACUCCUGAGUUUGAGCUCUCGGACAUUUUCUACUUCUGCCGGAAAGGAAUGGAGACCAUCAUGGACGACGAGGUGACCAAGAGGUUCUCGGCAGAGGAGCUGGAGUCCUGGAACCUGCUGAGCAGGACCAAUUACAACUUCCAUUACAUCAGCCUGCGGCUCACCGUGCUGUGGGGCUUGGGCGUGCUCAUCCGCUACUGCUUCCUGCUGCCGCUCAGGAUAGCUCUUGCUUUCACGGGGAUCAGCCUCCUGGUGGUGGGCACAACGAUGGUGGGGUACCUGCCAAACGGGAGGUUCAAGGAGUUCCUGAGCAAGCACGUGCACCUCAUGUGCUACCGGAUCUGUGUGCGCGCCCUGACAGCCAUCAUCACCUACCACGACAGGAAGAACCGGCCUAGAGAUGGCGGCAUCUGCGUGGCCAACCACACGUCUCCCAUUGACGUUAUCAUUCUGGCCAGUGAUGGCUACUACGCCAUGGUGGGGCAGGUGCACGGCGGCCUCAUGGGAGUCAUCCAGAGAGCCAUGGUCAAGGCCUGCCCCCACGUCUGGUUCGAGCGCUCCGAAGUGAAGGAUCGCCACCUGGUGGCCAGAAGGCUGACCGAGCACGUGCAGGAUAAAAGCAAGUUGCCCAUCCUCAUCUUUCCGGAGGGAACCUGCAUCAAUAAUACAUCGGUGAUGAUGUUCAAAAAGGGAAGUUUUGAAAUUGGAGCCACAGUUUACCCUGUUGCUAUCAAGUAUGACCCGCAGUUCGGGGACGCCUUCUAUAACAGCAGCAAGUACGGGAUGAUGACCUACCUACUCAGGAUGAUGACCAGCUGGGCCAUCGUCUGCAGCGUGUGGUACCUGCCCCCGAUGACCAGACAGGCGGAGGAGGACGCGGUCCAGUUUGCCAACAGGGUGAAGUCCGCCAUCGCCAGGCAGGGUGGCCUGGUGGACCUGCUGUGGGACGGUGGCCUGAAGCGGGAGAAGGUGAAGGACACAUUCAAGGAGGAGCAGCAGAAGCUGUACAGCAAGAUGAUCGUCGGCAACCACGAGGACCGGAGCCGGUCCUGAGCCCCGCCGCCGCCUGGACCGGCUCCACGCAAGGACUCCAGCGUCCGAGCCGCCCAGCCGCCCUGGGACAAACUGCCUUGUGUCCCUUUCCGCCAAGUCCAUUGGAGGAAUGCCAUUAAAAGUCCCUCCCCACCGAGCCUGAGCGGCCUGAGUGCUGGGCGGGAGCCCGCGUCCCUGCAGGGGCCUGGGGCACCGUCUGUCUGAGGCCCGUGUGUGCGGGGGACCUCUCCGGGCAGCGCUGCCCCAGGAGCGCCCGGCCUCAGGGCCAGACUCAUGGGAGAGGCUGUGUCUGCAGGGCCGGGGGAGUGCUGUUCUCCCCCCGAGGGGCCGGCGCGGCAGAGGCUGGUCCCCCCGCUCGGCAGCUGCCACACUCGUCUGCCCCCAGACCGGGGGGUGGGGACACCUGCCUCCCUGGGUUGUUGUGAGGGAAGGGCGGCCAGCCCAGUGUGGUGGUCCAGGGCUGGGAGGGGGGUGGGCGAGGGAGAGCCAGAGCCGUGCAGGGUUUGGGGUUCGUUCCUGUGAGUCAAUAAAGCUGUCUUUGAUGGUGACUGAA
This is a messenger RNA of Budorcas taxicolor (takin), 2304 nucleotides long. It is a transcript of the gene GPAT4, whose product is annotated as glycerol-3-phosphate acyltransferase 4. The record is from RefSeq and is a predicted model, not a curated record. The coding region runs from base 381 to 1751 and encodes 456 amino acids. The transcript is spliced from 12 exons. Gene Ontology annotation, biological process: triglyceride biosynthetic process. Gene Ontology annotation, cellular component: endoplasmic reticulum. Lineage: Eukaryota; Metazoa; Chordata; Mammalia; Artiodactyla; Bovidae. Gene Ontology annotation, molecular function: glycerol-3-phosphate O-acyltransferase activity.